AUGCAAUUUAUUUUUAGUACACAAAGUGUAUUUUAUAUACAUAUUAUGUCAUUAAAUGAUAUGAAUUAUAAUAGUACUGUUGAAGAACCUCAAAAUGAUCUUAAUGAUGUUAUAUUAAGAUUUUUAUCUCAACCAUUAUCAACAGAAAAUAAUAGUACAUCUUUUUCAUUACUAAAUGGAUCAUUUAAUUUUCCAGACAAUGAUACGUCGUCGUUUUCAGAUAUAUCAGGAAUAGAUAAUAGUACAUCAUCAAAGAAAUAUAAAACAUUAAAAACUUUUACUUCAUUUGAUCAAGGUGAAGAAUAUGUUAAAAGUUUAAAAAUUUUAAGAUGUAAAUCUCAAUAUCCUGGUAGAGCUUUAAAAACAUAUCAAUAUGCAUGUAAAAUAAAAGAUUGUAAAUAUUAUGCAUUACUUAGAACAGAAAAAGAUGGCAAAACAGCGGUUCUCCAGGUUAAUAAUGAAUUUCAUCCUCAUACAAUUAAAGACCUUGAAGAUCAACAAACAAAUCAAAAAAAACCAAAACUUUAUAUGUGUGAUAAAUCUUUAGAAGUGGCAAUGGCUCUAAAAAAAUCUGGGGAUGAAGUGCAAUUAAAACAUAAGCUUUACAAACAAUCUUUGAAAGAUUCUCCAUCAAUAGUCACAACUAAUUUUGCUGCUGUAAUAAAUAACUGUGGUAAAAGUAGUUAUGAUAUAACUGUAGAGGAAUAUGCAAAUGAUCCAUGUGUAAAAGUUUUUAAUAGUUGGGAGGAGGGUGAAGAAUAUAUAAAAAAUUUAAAAAUUCUUAGAUGUAAAUCUACCUAUCCUAAACGAAUUAAUCGAAAAACUCAUCAAUUUGUAUGCAGAAUUAGAAGUUGUAAUUAUAGUGCUAUGCUAAAAAUGACAGGACGCGAUUCUGUCUCAAUUUUACGAGGUAACUAUCCUGAUCACAAUCAUACUGCUGAUAACGUAGAGGAACAUAAUAUGAUUAAAAAAAGAAAAAUUGAUAUUUGUCCAAAGGCUUUAGAAAUUGCUACUUCAAUGAAGAAAGCUGGUUUUAAGUUAUCAGAUAUUGAAGCAAAAUUAAAAGAUGAGGAUGAAAAAGGAAAUAUUGUUUAUAAAAGUGGAAUUCAUCAAUUACGAAGUAAAUUAUAUAAAAAUGCAAAAAAUGAAAGUGAGAAGUUAAAUGAUACUUUUGUUGAUUUAAUUCGUACUUUUAAUCCUUAUAUUCCUUUGUAUGAAAAAGAAUCUUCAGUUAUUAGUAAUACUGAGUCAAGUUCUAUUGAUGAAAAUCAAAGAGAUUACAUUAAAGAGGAAACUGUGAAUAUACAAAAUUCUGUAGAUAUGCCAUCAGAGAGAUCAUCAAAUAUUUUAGAUAUUUUUUAUUCUAAUAAUUCAUUAAUAAAAGUUUUUGACACAUGGGAAGAAGGUGAAAAAUAUGUACAAGAUUUAAAGGUAUUUAGGCGUAGGAGUACGUAUCCCUCUUCAAUAAGAAAAUCUUAUCAAUAUGUUUGUAAAGUUGAAGGAUGUAAAUAUUCUUUAAUAUUAAAAAAUAUAAAAGAAAGUAGUAAUUGUAUUUUGAAAGCAAAUUCUUUAAUUCAUGAACAUAAUGCUUCUAAUAUAAAUGAUUACUUACCAGUAAAAAAAAAGGCAUUUGAAUUAUCGGAAAAAGGAAUAGAUAUAGCAAUUCAACUUAAAAAAAAUGGUUUACAAUAUUCAGAGAUUCAUGAAUGUUUAGAGAAUGAAGCUAAAAAUGGAAAUAUUGUUUACAAAGGUGAUAUUAAUAUGUUAAGAAAGAAACUAAGUAGGAUGAAAGAUAAAAUUAAACUAGAAAGUGUUAGUAAUUCUGUUUCAAUGGAAUCAAUUAGUACUCAAUUUACUCCUAGUAAUUUAGUCAAAUUUGAAGAGAUACAAAAUAAUACUAAAUCAGAAAUCAAUCAAACUUGUUCUACUAUAGAAAGUAAUUCAACUGAAAAUAUUUUUAAUUUAUUGACAAGCUUCCAAACAAAUUCAUCAAAAGAAAAUUCGAGUCCGAAGCGUAUGAAGCUUGAAAAUACAUGUGGUAAUGAAUUAAAUAAUUCUAAAAUAUCUUUUGAACAUGUGAAAAUGUUUGAUUCUUGGGAACAGGGAGAAGAGUAUAUUAAAUCAAUGAAAAUUUUACGUUGUAAAAGUAAAUAUCCAAAAAGGCAGAGACGUUCUCAUCAAUAUGUUUGCAGAAUGCGUGAUUGUAGAUUUUCAAUUAUGUUGAAAAUGAGUGAAAAUGAAAAGUGUAUUCUUAGGGCGAAUAGUAUCAAUCAUGAACACACAGAUGAAGAUCUAAAAAGUAUGAAUUCUAUCAAGGUUAGAAAAUUAGAAAUUUGUGACAAAGCAUUUGAAAUGGCAAAAAAAUAUAGAUUAGAUGGAAUGAGCGUCAGAGAAAUACAUAAAGCUUUAGAACAGGAGAAAUCAAUGAAUCCAAGUAUAUGUUAUAAUUUAAAUGAAAGUCAACUAAGGAAUAAAUUUAAUACUGCUGGUUUAUUAAAAGAACAAUCUAGAGAAUCUACUAGUAAUCUUUCAUUCUUACAAGAUGCCAUAGCAAUUUUAAGAAAUUUCAAUGUUCAAAAUAAUUCACUUCCAUCAAUAGAAAAUGAAAUUGAAUCUCAGCAAAAUGAACCUAUUCACAAUAGUUCAAAUGAUCAUGAAACAAUACCGUCAGAUCAAUUUGAUUUUAGCAGGUUAAUAGGAAGUCUCUUCAAUUGCAACCCUCCUGCAUCAACACUAUAA
Molecule: messenger RNA, 2739 nt
Organism: Strongyloides ratti
Lineage: Eukaryota; Metazoa; Nematoda; Chromadorea; Rhabditida; Strongyloididae
Exons: 3
Coding region: 1-2739 (912 amino acids)
Source: RefSeq, a predicted model, not a curated record